UGAAGCUCGAGCUUAUCGCGUUCUGAGGUUGUCUCAGGCUCUCAGGCGUGUGUUUGUGUGUGUGUGUGUGUGUGUGUGAGAGAGAGAGAGAGAGAGAGAGAGAGAGAGAGAGAGAGAGAGUGUGUAUGUGUGUGUAUGUGUGUGUUUGUGAGCUGUGGUGGCCUUCCGUCGAGACGGUUCAAGGAGGAGGAGUUUAAACACCGAGCAGCAGAAGAAUCAAGCAGAAUCCAGAGUUCUGCGUCCUGAUGUGUGUUUUCUGUGGAGCUUUCAUGCAACACUGGAGGACGCAGUUGAAACACACCUUCGUCUUCAUCCUGGGAGCAGCGGCGAUCCUCUUCAUCUAUUUGAUGAACUGCUAUGAAGAGCCAGCGGGGUCUGAUCCGGGCCCGUAUCACGUGGCUUAUCCCCGAAACUACAGGUUCAUCAUGGACAACACGUCCACCUGCAGAUCCACCACCCCCUUCCUGGUGCUGAUGGUCCCCGUGGCGCCGGGGGACGCGGCGGCCCGGGACCUGAUCCGCCAGACGUGGGGCGGGGAGAGCCUGGUGCUGGGCCGGCGGGUGGAGACGGUGUUCGUGACGGGCCUGCCUGGAGGGGGCGACGCCGAGCGCACGCAGCGGGAGCUCCGGCGGGAGAGCCGGCGGCACGGCGACCUGAUUCAGAGCGACUUCCGGGACAGCUACCACAACCUGACCAUCAAGACCAUGGUGAUGCUGGAGUGGCUGGCCGAGCGCUGCCGGCGCUCCGCCUUCGCCGUGAAGGUGGACUCGGACGUGCUGCUCCACGUGCGCAACCUGGUGGCGCUGCUGCUGGAGCCCGGCACGGCCCGGAGGAACUACGUGAGCGGCCUGGUGUGGUGGCACAGCCCGGUGGUGAGGAACCCCUUCGUCAGGUUCUACAUGCCCAGGGCGGUGAUCGCCCAGUCCGAGUACCCGCCGUACCCGCUGGGCAUGGCGUACGUCAUGUCCCUGGACCUCCCGGCCAGGAUCCUGGAGGUGUCGCCCCUGAUCAGACCCAUCUACAUCGAGGACGCCUACCUGGGCAUGUGCCUGCAGCGGCUGGGCGUCACGCCCACCGACCCCCCGCGGGGAGACAUGUUCCUGGUGGCGCCCCGGCAUCCGCUGACCUCCUGCAGCCUCUCCAAGGUCGUCGCCGUGACGACGACAAGCCCCUCCCAGAUGAGGAGCUACUGGGAGAGGAGCCGGGAGGACGUCCACUGCUGAGCUGUCGCUCUGGAGCAAAGGGCUGAGAAGGUUUUGUCUUUGUUGUUUUCAAACAGCAGUUUAUCCUGCAGACAGGAGAUAAAAAUCCACCCGGAUCUCUUUUGCUGCAGAUAAGACAGUUUCAUUAAAGUUUCACUUUGAAAUGUUAGUUUAUUUCUUCAAUGACUGUUAAAGAAUACGAAUCUUCGGUAACACUUGACUUGAAGCAUCCCUGUAUAACACAUUAUAAGUACAUUACAGCACUGUAAAACUAUUGUUAUAAACACUCGGAAAUGAUCACAAUGCUUUAUAGCAUCAGGACCGAACCCUAACCCUAUGCUGUAUAGUAGGUUAUAAAGCAUUGUGAUCAUUUAUGAGUGUUUAUAACUACAUAUAAUGUGUUAUACUGGGUGUUUCAAUUAAAGUGUUACCAAAUCUUCUAAAUUAUUAUAAAGUCUUGCUGAACCAGUGUUAACUCCGGCAUUUUUUCACAUCAUUCCUAAACAUUUGCAUGGAGAUCAUCAACAAAUCAGACUGAGGCAUGACUCCUUGCAUUUGUCUUACCUGAGUAUAAAGCACUGAGGAGCAAAACCACAGUGAAUAAAACAUAAUUCAGAAAGAAAUAUUGAGUGAUUAUUAAAGAUGAGCAAGAGGAUCUUUCAGAAGAGAAAUUUGUGCAAAACUUGUGUGCUAAAAUGACAAAAAAUGAGAAACUGUUGCUGAAAAUGAGAUGGAGCUACACAUCCAGAGCAGUAACCACUGGUCCACCGUGCAGCCCUCAAACUGUAGAAUAACAAUCGAAAACACAAGGCAAUCACCAAUUCAUAAAAAAACCAUUGAAUUUGUGUUCAAAAUAUAAAUAGUAAAAUCAAUCUCAAUAAGUUCAUGUUGAUCUGAGCCGAGGAGCACAGAUCUAAAGCAAGUUGAACACAUGAUAAACACAACCAUCAUUUUAAAAAAUAACUCAUCAGAGUAUAACAAACCACUGAUCACACCAACAGUGUUCAAAGGAAAAAAAAUCUGUAUUUACUAAAUUAUCUUUCACAGAUACAGAAAAAGCUACAAGAAUAAAAGCUUUAUUAUGUUUUUAUAACUCACUUGACUUUUUUAUGUUGUUGCUAAUAAUGAGAUUUUGUUCAUUUAGCUGCAGAUGUUAUUCUUAAAUUAGCCAAACAGAAUUAUGUAAAAUAAUUCACCAUUAAUCAUUUACACAGAUCUUUAACUGUCAGAUGAGAGUUAAAGUGUUAAACAAUGCAGUGUUUUAGGCUUAUUGCAGUCGGGAGCGUACCUGUGUUCCCCGCUUUGUAUGUGACCGGGGAACGUAGGACCCUCUCGUAAAUAAGGGUCCUCAGCUCCCCGCCGUGCACUGAAAGUGUCUGCUUGUCCGUGUGCGCGUUAAAGCGUGCCUAACCUAUCGACAACCCUAACCCUAACCUGUCGAUGGUCUUUACGUAGACCUCACCUGACAGUGGGGAACAUAGGACCCUUCUUUACCGGGGUCCUAUGUUCCCCGGUAUUGGGAGCGGGGAACAUAGGGAUGACCCCUUGCAGUCACCACGCCGUGGUAUUGAAACAAUCUGAUAUAGUUAAAAACAAAGAACCAAGCUGCGGUUUUAGUUACAGAAUAAGAAACGGAUCAACCUAUUGGUCUGUUAAAGUUACAGAUUGAGGAUUUUUAUUUGACCACUGAUAAUCUGCAGCGGUCAUUUAUUUCUGAACCACAAACUGAGGGUUUCCGACAUGAACUGUCUACUUUUUUUUUCUGUGGAAUAAAGAUUGUCAUUUAUCUGUUGAUGUUUCCAGA
Messenger RNA from Salarias fasciatus (jewelled blenny), 3006 nucleotides. Its product is annotated as beta-1,3-galactosyltransferase 5-like. The coding region runs from base 246 to 1223 and encodes 325 amino acids. The record is from RefSeq and is a predicted model, not a curated record. The transcript is spliced from 2 exons. Gene Ontology annotation, molecular function: N-acetyl-beta-D-glucosaminide beta-(1,3)-galactosyltransferase activity. Gene Ontology annotation, cellular component: Golgi membrane. Gene Ontology annotation, biological process: protein O-linked glycosylation. NCBI's taxonomy places the organism in Eukaryota, Metazoa, Chordata, Actinopteri, Blenniiformes, Blenniidae.